Molecule: messenger RNA, 3813 nt
Organism: Carlito syrichta (Philippine tarsier)
Lineage: Eukaryota; Metazoa; Chordata; Mammalia; Primates; Tarsiidae
Gene: SLC12A5
Product: solute carrier family 12 member 5
Exons: 28
Coding region: 151-3813 (1220 amino acids)
Biological process (GO): potassium ion homeostasis; chloride ion homeostasis; potassium ion import across plasma membrane
Cellular component (GO): membrane
Molecular function (GO): potassium:chloride symporter activity
Source: RefSeq, a predicted model, not a curated record
UGUGCGCCGGGCGGGCGGGCACUGCAGCUUCUUCCUCCGUGGAGCGGAGAGCGAACGAGAGCUAGUGCGAGCGAGAGAGCGGCGAAGGCGGGCAGAGGGGCGCGGGCGAGGCGGCGCAGCCAUCCCCGGGCCAGGGGCCGCGCCGCCACCAUGCUCAACAACCUGACGGACUGCGAGGAGGGCGAUGGGGGAGCCAACCCGGGUGAUGGCAACCCCAAGGAGAGCAGUCCCUUCAUCAACAGCACCGACACAGAGAAGGGCAAGGAGUACGAUGGCAAGAACAUGGCCUUGUUUGAGGAGGAGAUGGACACCAGCCCCAUGGUGUCCUCCCUGCUCAGUGGUCUGGCCAACUACACCAACCUGCCCCAGGGAAGCAGGGAGCAUGAAGAGGCAGAAAACAAUGAGGGUGGAAAAAAGAAGCCGGUGCAGGCCCCACGCAUGGGCACCUUCAUGGGCGUGUCCCUGCCGUGCCUGCAGAACAUCUUCGGCGUCAUCCUCUUCCUUCGGCUCACCUGGGUGGUGGGCAUUGCGGGCAUCAUGGAGUCUUUCUGCAUGGUCUUCAUCUGCUGCUCCUGUACGAUGCUCACGGCCAUCUCGAUGAGUGCAAUUGCAACCAACGGUGUUGUGCCUGCUGGUGGCUCCUACUACAUGAUUUCCAGGUCUCUGGGUCCAGAGUUUGGGGGCGCCGUGGGCCUCUGCUUCUACCUGGGCACUACCUUUGCUGGGGCCAUGUACAUCCUGGGCACCAUCGAAAUCCUGCUGGCUUACCUCUUCCCAGCUAUGGCCAUCUUCAAGGCAGAAGAUGCCAGCGGGGAGGCAGCAGCCAUGUUGAACAAUAUGCGUGUGUACGGCACCUGUGUGCUCACCUGCAUGGCCACCGUGGUAUUUGUGGGCGUCAAGUAUGUCAACAAGUUUGCCCUUGUCUUCCUGGGUUGUGUCAUCCUCUCCAUCCUGGCUAUCUAUGCUGGGGUCAUCAAGUCUGCCUUCGACCCACCCAACUUCCCGAUCUGCCUCCUGGGGAACCGCACGCUGUCUCGCCAUGGCUUUGAUGUCUGCGCCAAGCUGGCUUGGGAAGGAAAUGAGACGGUGACCACGCGACUCUGGGGCCUUUUCUGCUCCUCCCGCUUCCUCAAUGCCACCUGUGAUGAAUACUUUACCCGAAACAAUGUCACGGAGAUCCAGGGCAUUCCUGGUGCUGCCAGUGGCCUCAUCAAAGAGAACCUCUGGAGCUCCUACCUGACCAAGGGGGUGAUUGUGGAGAAGAGUGGCAUGCCCUCGGUGGGCCUGGUGGAUGGCACUCCUGUCGACAUGGACCACCCCUAUGUCUUCAGUGAUAUGACCUCCUACUUCACGUUGCUGGUUGGCAUCUACUUCCCCUCAGUCACAGGGAUCAUGGCUGGCUCUAACCGCUCUGGGGACCUGCGGGAUGCCCAGAAGUCAAUCCCCACCGGCACCAUCCUGGCCAUCGCCACCACCUCUGCUGUCUACAUCAGCUCCGUUGUUCUGUUUGGGGCCUGUAUAGAGGGGGUUGUUCUGCGGGACAAGUUUGGUGAAGCUGUGAAUGGCAACCUGGUGGUGGGCACACUGGCCUGGCCAUCUCCCUGGGUCAUCGUCAUCGGGUCCUUCUUCUCCACCUGUGGGGCUGGGCUGCAGAGUCUCACGGGGGCCCCACGCCUGCUGCAGGCCAUCUCGCGGGAUGGCAUCGUACCCUUCCUGCAGGUCUUUGGCCACGGCAAAGCCAACGGAGAGCCCACCUGGGCCCUGCUCCUGACUGCCUGCAUCUGUGAGAUCGGCAUCCUCAUCGCAUCUCUGGACGAGGUUGCCCCCAUCCUCUCCAUGUUCUUCCUGAUGUGCUACAUGUUUGUGAACCUGGCCUGUGCAGUGCAGACACUGCUGAGGACGCCCAACUGGAGACCGCGCUUCCGAUAUUACCACUGGACCCUCUCCUUCCUGGGCAUGAGCCUCUGCCUGGCCCUUAUGUUCAUCUGCUCCUGGUAUUAUGCGCUGGUGGCCAUGCUCAUCGCCGGACUCAUCUACAAGUAUAUUGAGUACCGUGGGGCAGAGAAGGAGUGGGGUGACGGGAUCCGAGGCCUGUCUCUCAGUGCUGCUCGCUAUGCCCUUUUACGCUUGGAGGAAGGGCCCCCGCACACCAAGAACUGGAGGCCCCAGCUGCUGGUGUUAGUGCGUGUGGACCAAGACCAGAAUGUGGUGCACCCCCAGCUGCUCUCACUGACCUCCCAGCUCAAGGCCGGGAAAGGCCUGACCAUUGUGGGCUCUGUCCUUGAGGGCACCUUUCUGGACAACCAUCCCCAGGCCCAGAGGGCAGAAGAGUCCAUUCGGCGCCUGAUGGAGGCGGAGAAGGUGAAAGGAUUCUGCCAGGUGGUGAUCUCCUCCAACCUGCGAGACGGCGUGUCCCACCUGAUCCAGUCCGGGGGCCUCGGGGGACUACAGCACAACACCGUGCUGGUCGGUUGGCCCCGUAACUGGCGGCAGAAGGAAGACCAUCAGACAUGGAGGAAUUUCAUCGAACUGGUCCGGGAAACCACAGCUGGCCACCUGGCCCUGUUGGUGACCAAGAACGUCUCUAUGUUUCCCGGGAACCCUGAGCGCUUCUCUGAGGGCAGCAUCGACGUCUGGUGGAUUGUGCACGACGGGGGCAUGCUCAUGCUGCUGCCCUUCCUGCUGCGCCACCACAAGGUCUGGCGGAAGUGCAAGAUGCGUAUCUUCACUGUGGCCCAGAUGGACGACAAUAGCAUCCAGAUGAAAAAGGACCUGACCACAUUUCUGUACCAUUUACGUAUCAACGCGGAGGUCGAGGUGGUGGAGAUGCACGAGAGCGACAUCUCCGCUUACACCUAUGAGAAGACGUUGGUGAUGGAGCAGCGCUCCCAGAUCCUCAAACAGAUGCAUUUAACCAAGAACGAGCGGGAGCGGGAGAUCCAGAGUAUCACAGAUGAAUCACGAGGCUCCAUCCGGAGAAAGAAUCCAGCCAACACUCGGCUCCGCCUCAAUGUCCCGGAAGAGACGGCUGGUGACAGCGAGGAGAAGCCAGAGGAGGAGGUGCAGCUGAUCCAUGAUCAGAGCGCUCCCAGCUGCCCCAGCAGCUCGCCGUCCCCAGGGGAGGAACCUGAGGGGGAGGGGGAGACAGAUCCUGAGAAGGUGCAUCUCACCUGGACCAAGGACAAGUCGGUGGCAGAGAAGAAUAAAGGCCCCAGUCCCGUCUCCUCUGAGGGCAUCAAGGACUUCUUCAGCAUGAAGCCGGAGUGGGAGAACUUGAACCAGUCCAACGUGCGGCGCAUGCACACGGCCGUUCGGCUGAACGAGGUCAUCGUGAAGAAGUCCCGGGAUGCCAAGCUUGUUUUGCUCAACAUGCCCGGCCCCCCCCGCAACCGCAAUGGUGACGAAAACUACAUGGAGUUCCUCGAGGUCCUCACGGAGCACCUGGACCUCUCUUCCGGACGAGGCGAGACAAGCGUCCAGCGUUUCCUGGAUUCGCCUCCCAGCGACGUGGGCUUCCACGGCUGCAGAGACGCGCGCGCCCUCUUCUCCCGGCUCUUAUGCAAGUUGGGGCCAGGAUGGGGAGGGGGAGAAACCGAGAGGCCCGCGCCCCACCGAGGAAGCCCCGCCCCGGUGCCUUCGCUGGGGAGCAGGCGUCUCUCCUCAGUCGGCUUGUCGCCUGCUCCCCCAUCCCAUGGCUCCUCGCCAAAGACUGAAAUCGUGGAGCUGGAGGGCGCCCCCUCCCCGGAGUUUCUUCCCUGGGACAGGGGCUGUCGAGACUAUGAUCCACGGGGCUCCAAUGAGUACAAGCCCUAG